AUGGGAGGGGACAUUGGGGACAACCUGGCCCGCGAGCGGCACCGCCUGGGGCUGCUGCAGGCGCAGCUGCUGCGGAGGGGCCCCCCCGGCUCGGGUCUCCCCGGGAAGGGCCAGGCCGGGCCCCCCCCUCCCCAAAUUUGGGGUCCCCCCGAGGCCGAGGGCGACCCCGAGGUGCUGCUGCCCCCCCCGGGGCACCCCUGGGAGCGGGGGGGGCUCUGCCCAGAAUUGGAGUAUUACAGACUGAGCACCGCCCGGCCCCCCUACACCUACGCCACGCUCAUCCGAUGGGCCAUCCUGGAGUCCCCGCAGCGGCAGCGCCCCCUGGCGGAGAUUUACCAUUGGUUCAGCCGCAGGUUCGGCUUCUUCCGCCACAACACCCGGACGUGGAAGAACGCCGUCCGGCACAACCUGAGCCUGCACAAAUGCUUCGUGCGGGUCGAGGCCGCCCGCGGCGCCGUCUGGACGGUGGACGAGGCCGAAUUCCGACGGAAACGGGGCCAGCGCUACCCCAGGGACUGCGAGCUGAAGUAUUUCAUGGCACCACGGAGCUGAUGGGGAACCCCAAAAGCACCUCAAGAUCACCCCAAGAUCACCCCAAAAACCACCUCAAGAUCACCCCAAAAACCACCUCAAGAUCACCCCAAAAUUCCCCUUUACCAGGAGGAACAUUUUGGGGACAUUUUUGGGGGGCUACAGGGGUUCCCCCAAACCCUCUGAGUGUGGGACCCCAAAACCACCCCAAAAUUCCCCUUUCCCGUGACCAACAUGACCCCCCCAAACUGCUGCACUGAGAUUUAUUGACACCAUUAAGGAAAUUUUGGGGACAUUUUUGGGGGGCUACAGGGGUACCCGCAAACCCUCUGAGUGUGGGAACCCCAAAACCACCCCUGAGAAAAAAACCCAUCCCUGAGGCAAACACCCCUUUUCCAGACG
Molecule: messenger RNA, 933 nt
Organism: Melospiza melodia melodia
Lineage: Eukaryota; Metazoa; Chordata; Aves; Passeriformes; Passerellidae
Product: forkhead box protein P3-like
Exons: 7
Coding region: 1-552 (183 amino acids)
Biological process (GO): regulation of transcription by RNA polymerase II
Cellular component (GO): nucleus
Molecular function (GO): DNA-binding transcription repressor activity, RNA polymerase II-specific; RNA polymerase II cis-regulatory region sequence-specific DNA binding
Source: RefSeq, a predicted model, not a curated record